Labeo rohita (rohu) is the source of this 8747-nucleotide messenger RNA. It is a transcript of the gene gigyf1a, whose product is annotated as GRB10 interacting GYF protein 1a. Lineage: Eukaryota; Metazoa; Chordata; Actinopteri; Cypriniformes; Cyprinidae. Gene Ontology annotation, biological process: insulin-like growth factor receptor signaling pathway. Gene Ontology annotation, molecular function: protein binding. The record is from RefSeq and is a predicted model, not a curated record.
GUAGGACGGCCAUCUUCCCUAAAACACAAACAACAAGAGCGUACUAGACAUCAACACGCAACGACCAUUGGAGAGGGAGAGAGAGCAAAAAACAGUAAAAACGGAACACGAUUCUCGAGGAGGAGCACAGAACACAAACAACUGCACAUGCAUCCAAAGUGAAGAUCGUAGAGUUUGACGGGGCGACUGGACAGUAAUCGCAUCGACAGCUCCAGAAAUACGAUAAAGGAGGGAGAGGGAUUGUCGGCGUGAGGAGGGGGUCACCAGCUGGGACCUGGUCCACACAGCAUUGCCAGUACAACAGAAAGCGUUCGAAAGACACACACAAAUAGAGAAGGAGAGAAGCUUAUUGGGGUCAUAACUGCUUCUGGCAGCUGUAUUAUCAACAAGUUUGACUUUUUUCUGUUUUCUGUUUUGUCUGUUCGUCUGUUUUGUUCGUUUCUUGUAGUCGAUCGACUUUAGACGUCAGUAUCAAAGCUCUGCAGUUUACUGCAGUCCGACAGGUAUUACUCAUUUUAAGGGGUUUUGAUUUCUUUUUUUGUUUUGCAUUUGUUUUUAUUUGUUUGUUUUCAUCGGCUGUGAACAAGAGAGCUCUUACUGCAUCUGACCUUUCGUAUUUCUGCUCUCCUGCACACUUCCCCUGAAUAAGGCAGCUAUAACCCUACUCUCUCUUAGAAACACACAUACGCACACACAUAUACACAAACACACCUUUCAGCCCUCUCACCCAGACCUGGUCCAGCCUAGUCUUGCCUGCGCCACUCCCCCGGACAGGACUUUCACCUCUGAGAAGGAAGGAAGAAUAUGACUGCUGAAACACUUAACUUUGGCCCAGAAUGGCUCCGUGCACUUUCCAGUGGAGGCAGUGUGUCUUCCCCUCCUGCCUCUCCUGCUAUGCCAAAGUACAAGUUGGCCGAGUACCGUUACGGCCGAGAGGAGAUGCUAGCACUUUAUGUCAAAGACAACAAGGUCCCUGAAGAAAUGCAGGAUAAGGAGUUUGCUGCUAUUCUGCAGGAUGAGCCUCAACAGCCACUGGCACUGUUGCCUCUCACUGAGGAAGAGCAGAGGAACUUCUCAAUGUCUGUCAACAGUGUGGCUGUGCUGAGGCUUAUGGGUAAGGGGGGCGGGGCCGUCCCGGCUGGGGUGAACCGAGGUAGAGGCAGCGUGAGAGGCAGUCGAGGUCGAGGACGAGGAGAGGGCGGAUUCUACCAAAGAAGCAGUGAAGAAGGAGAGGGCGGUUUUGGUCGUAGCGUUCGAGAGAUCCAUCGCAGCCAGAGCUGGGAUGACAGAAACGAAAGACGUUUUGAGAAACCUCUGAGGAGGGAAGGUGUGCGCCUGGGUUUUGAGGAGGGGGGUCCAGGUGGCAGAAAGGAGUUCAUGCGCUCUGAUAGUGAAAACUGGCGCAUACUUAGAGAGGAUCAGGAAGAAGAGGACACAGGAGAGCCUGGUGGCAGCUGGAGACUCACCGGCUCACGAAGAGAUGAUGGUGGUCCUCGCUCGGCCGGUUGGCGGGAACACUCUGGUCCGGGAGAAGUUCGCCGCAGGAAGUUUGACUUCGACUUCCGGGAUGGAGGGAACGAGGGAGGCAGAAGGAGAGCAGGCAGUGAAGGAGCAGAGGAGGAGAGAGAUGGUCUGCCAGAGUGGUGUACAGAUGAGGAAGAUGGAGAAAUGGGAACCUUUGAUUCUUCUGGAGCGUUUAUGUCUAUCAAGAAGGGCCCGAAAGAUCCUAUUCCAGAAGAGGAGUUUGAGUUCCAGGGGUUGGAGGAUGAGGAAGAGGACGGUGCUAAUCAAGAGAAGAAGAACGGAAAUGAUACUGAAAAAAGCGAGAAAGAUGUCACUGACUCUGCUCCGAUGUCUGAAACUGAAGUGAAACCGGUUUCUCCUUCCCCUCCUCCUUCUCUCCCUCCAACUCUUCCUACUCCUGUCCCUGAGGCUGUGCCCUCUGCUGCCCCCUCUGGCCUGGAGGAGCCUCAGCCUGCCCCCUCCAUUCCCAACAAACUACCAAGUGAAGUGUUAUCAGAGGCCAUGUUAGAUUUGAGCCCCAGUGCCUCCUCCAGUCUGCCUUCAUCGCCUCCCUCUUCGUCCUCUGCUGCUACUGACCUCCCACUACCGGGGGGUGAUAUUGAGGAUGAUGAGGGCAUGAAGCACCUGCAACAGGAGGCAGAGAAGAUGGUGGCAGCGCUCCAAGACACAUCUCUAGAGGAAGAGUGCUUCACCCAGACUCUUCAGGAGAGCAGAAACACAGCCUCUGCUCUUCCUCUCUCCCAUGACUCGGCCAUGAAAUGGUUUUACAAAGACCCGCAAGGAGAGAUUCAGGGUCCUUUCAGUACAGUGGAGAUGUGUGAGUGGUUUCAGGCGGGGUAUUUCGCCAUGAACCUGCUUGUUAAACGUGGUUGUGAUGAGGGAUUUCAGCCGCUGGGGGAAGUCAUUAAGAUGUGGGGGCGUGUGCCUUUCGCCCCUGGCCCCUCCCCUCCGCCCCUCUUGGUGAGGAAUCAAGCCCAGCUUCGCCCUCACCCACCCCGGGGGGCAAUCGGAAAUAUGGAUCAGGAGCGGCUGAAGAAGCAGCAGGAAUUAGCUGCUGCCACGGCUCUUUACCAGCAACUCCAGCAACAGCAGCUGUUCCAGCUCAUCAACAGGUGUGGAGAGCAGGGUAUGAUGCCUUCGUUAAACAGGUCGAUGUCAGUGCCAGAUACAGGGUCCAUGUGGGACAUGCAUACCUCAGCCUCACAGCCAGCAGGCGGUGAGGCCAGUCUAUGGGACUUAAUGAAUUCUUCAUCUCAGGGUCCAAUUCUAGAACAGCUUCAGAAGCUACAUGAGAGAAGAGAAGCUGAACUCAGGGCCAAGCGUGAGGAAGAGGAAAGAAAACGGAGAGAUGAAAAAAGGCGAGAAGAGCAGAAAAGGAGAGAGGAGGAGGAGCUUUACAGGCGCAAACAGCAGCAGGAUUUGCUGAUGAAGUUGCUCCAGCAGGCUCCACGUCAGGGUUCCUCAGGCUCCGGGUCGAGCUGGAGCGGAGGACCCAUCCCUGGUCUGGGAAAGCAGACCAAGCCUCUCAACCUCCUGGACGUCCAGCAGGAGACCGAAAGAAUGCACAAACAACAGCACAGAGUCCAGCAGCAGCAGAGGUGGGGUGAUGCCUCUUCGUUGUGGGGAGCUGCUGGAUCUUUGGAUGGAAAGGUGGGUGGCAGCGGCAGCCCCUCUGGAGGAGGCAUGGGAGUCUGGGACGAGGCCCUCAAGAACCAGAGCGCACUUCGCAACAACAUAGGGCUGAAGAACAGCCGGAGCAGUCCCUCGCUGAGUGAGCAGUAUAUGAUGAGAAACCGCAAACGCACUGAGGAGGAGGAGCGGCUGUUGAAACUCCUGCAGGGGAUGAAGUCUCAGGACGGCUUCACCACCUGGUGUGAACAGAUGCUGCAUGCGCUCAACACCUCCGCCAAUAACUCCUCCUCUUCCCAGGAUGUGCCUACCAUUGUGGCGUACCUGAAGGAGGUGGAGUCCCCGUAUGAUGUGUUGAACUUUAUCUGCUCCUACCUGGGCGACACUGUCGAAGCCAAAGAGUUCGCCAGACAGUUCCUGGAGCGCCGUGCCAAACAGAAAGCUAACCACCAGAGACAGCAGCAGCAGCUCUCCAAAGAGAUGGCUGGACUUAGCAUGAACAACUUCCCUCUGCAGGAUACUGUACGAGGAAUGAACCCCAGUGCCCUGCAGACGAUGUUCCAGGUGCAUUCUGGGAAGGGGGGUGUGGUCUAUGAUCAGGCAGCAAAGCUGAAGAAGAAACAGCCCAUGAUGCUGCACUCUGACCCAAGCAUCUUAGGGUACUCAUUCCAUGGUGGCCCUGAUCGGUAUGGUCUAAACGAGAUGGAGAUGGUCGAGGAUUACUGAAUCCACAGCAAUAGCUACACGAGGCCUUUAAACCCGCGGGUCCACCUAAUCAGACUCCGCAAGUCGAAUGUGCACUGCUUUGAGGGAGAGGGGUUUGGGGAUAAGCCAGGAGUAAGGUAUCAGUUUAGGGGUGGGUGGGUUUUGCGCUGGGAAUAGAAGAAUGUAAUUCAACAGGGAAGGGAACAGGUGUGAACUUAUUUUUGUGUUUGUGUGUGUGUUUUCGGGGGACGGGGGGUGAUAAAGUUCUGGCACUUACAGCAUUAAGCACCUUACACUCAGACUAAUGCACUUUAUUAAGAUAGAGUUUGUUUGUUUUUUUUUCCUUUUUCUUUUUUCGAGAAGAUUUACUUGUAUAUUUAUGUGGUAUGGCUUCAGAAAUAUUACCACAUAUAUAUACCGUGUGUGUGUGUGCGCGCGCGCGUGUGUGUGUGUGUGUGUGAAUCAGAACUGGAGUUUGUGCUGGGAGGAAAUGGUGGCGAUUGGGGGACCAUUGCGUGUUUUAGUUCAGACAUUAUCAGAAAAACAAAUCCUCUCUUUAAAGACAAACACUGUUGUUUUUUUAUAUACAUAUAUAUAAAGUUUCUAUAAAAACGUAAAGCUAUUAUAAAAAAACUUUGAUUAUAAAACUUGAAGAUUUGCACUCACAUAAAAUGCAAGUUAAAAAGAUAAAAAAAAAAGUUAGAUAUAAUAGAGAUGAAUAUUUUUGUGAUCGUGUGCCUGUGUGUGUAUGUCAAUACACGCAUGUUUGUUCAAGACCGUAUGAGAGCGUGUGUGUGUGUAUGUGCGUUUAAAACAUACCAGUCUGCACAAUGUAUUUUUUUUUUUAAUCGCUUACUUAGAUGAUCAAAAGAGGCCAUUUCGUCAUUCAGAGUGAUUUUUUUUUUUUUUUUUUCCUUCCUUUUUUUUGAAUUCUAUGAACCGAAUGUGUGAAUGUGAGCGCUUGUGUGCAGGAGGAACUGUGUGUAUUACUCCUCUUGUAAACGUGCAGUAUGUAAGCGAACGAAUGAAAGACAGAGAGAGGGGCAACGGCACAACACAUCCUCUUUCACCAGCCCUUCAAUUCCCCAACAAAGAAAGACCUCUAGAUUCAAACACAAAAGCUUUAGCCCAUUUUACGCCAACCAGCACUCUUAGUUUUCACGGCGGGGAGCGCGAGAGACGUCUUUUCCUGCCUCCGCCGCCUCAUUUUUGCCUCUGUGAGGUUUUAGAACAUGUCAUUAGCAUUGUUUUUGUUUGUGUGUUGUUGAAGAGCUCAAUCUUGUAUACGUUUAGGAAAUGGUUACUUGUGGUACGUUGCAUUGCGUGCGUGUGCGUUUUUUUUUUUUUUCUGUCCCCACGUGUGCCUAAGAACUAAAGGGCGAAUGAUUAGACUUCAUUGCUGCCAUUAAGACAUUAUUUUUUAGCAAAGGGGCGUGGCUUCCUUCAGAAGGCUCCGCCCCCCACAUGCCUCCCAUGCUUAUGAACCAAGAGCCUAUCUCUGUACAGUUCUAUUGUAGCCUGGGGAUGCUUGGAUGAAAGAAACAUUUGAUAUUUGGAGGAUGUGACCUAACAUUGCCUUUCUGUCCACUCUCUUGCUCUCGAGUGACUGAGGUUUUGACUCUUUCUGGCUGAAAAAAAAAAAAACGAUCGCAACAAACUGUGCAAGUGCACUUGGCGGUGCACAAAAUGUUUGUAUAUUUUGUUACUUGUUCAUUGUUGUUGUCGACGACAAUGAUGGUGAUUUUUCUUUUAAUGUUAUAUAUGAUUAUAUAUGAAUCUAUAACAAAGUAUUGGACUACAAAGGAAGAGCACUUGGGGCUGCUACUUUUUUUGUUCGUUUUGAAAAAUUUCCUUGGAUUUUUUUUUUUUUUUUUUUUCAGUUGCCACCAUGUGAAGUGCAUUUGUGUACUUUUUUUCUUUCCUUCUUAAAAAAAAAAAAAGUUGAAUGUAUUCCAAAAAAAUGUAACGGUGUAGAUGGAGUUGCUCAACACAGGAUAUUAACAUGAUCAGGAGCGAAAUCGAAAGGCUACCACAAAAACGCACUGCCUCUACAAUCCUGUUCAUACAGACUUUGACUAUGAAAAUGAGAACUUAAAAAAAGAUAUUCUAUUCCAUACUGGAGUUUUGGUUGUUUACAAACCGCACAGACAUUUGUGGGUGCUUUUUUUCCCCCCUUUAUUUUUGUGGUGAUCGAAAAUGCGAUUCUGCAGAAACGUUUUGUUCGGGGGACUUUAAUGGCAUGACGUCAGACCCUUCCUUUGCAUGUGGAUAUGAGCGCAGCCUAUGUAACUUGCUGACUGAAACAAACUUGGAUCGCUGGAACGCAAGUCACGGAAUUGCAUCAAAGAUUUGUUUAUGUACCUUUAUCUUACGGACAGGGUGUGUUUUUAAGAAUCAUAAAGGCGACCAUAUUUUGUUUACCGAACUUUUGUUCUUUUGUUUACUUUUGACUAAUCUUUGCAAUGGAAUCGAAUUGAUCAUCGAGACGAAGAAAUGCUUUAUGUACCUGGAAAGAAGGCAAAAAUCAUGACAGCACAGAUGACCUCUUGGUACUGUAAGAUGCAUAUUGAAUGCUUUAACAUUUUUCCCUUUUAUCCAAUCAUUUUUUGGCUUGUGGAUUAGUUUGGAUGGACAUAUCUGUGAUGAGAAGAACAAGAAAAGAACAUAGACCUCAGAUCUGCCAGAUAAUUCCUUGGACAGUGUGAACGUGUUUUAUUCGUUUUGUAUUUUCCUUUUUUUGUGUGUGUGUUUGUGUGUGUGUGUCCAUCCUCCUCUCCGAGGUUGGACGGGGUGUCAUGGCCAUCAUAAAGAUAACAAAGGGACUAGCACUGCCCUGAUACCCUCACUAUGCACUUUUCAUUUGCUUAAAACUGUGAGGAACUUUCACUCGGGCUCGGAGAGCGCCGACAGAAUGCAAGAUGCCCGCUUUCUGUCAGCAGAUGGACGCUUGGAGAGUUUUUGACGCCCUUGUAUGAGACUUGUUCUCCUUACGGUGGUCUGUUUGAGAACGCCACCAUGCAAGCUUUACCGUAAAUGGAUAAGGGAAGCUUCAGACACAUUGGGACUUGUGGAAAAAUCCUUGGAAUUUUCCCACGGAGGAUUUUCGCUGAACAAUGUUGAUAUUUAAGACUAUAUGAACAGUCUUCAAACUUGGUUACAAUGUGGAGAUUCAGAGCAGAUUCACUUACAGUGUUGUCCGUUAUGUAAAAAGGAUUAAAACGCUCGGUCCAGGGUGCUAGCCAACACAAUUUUCUUUUUUCUUUUUCUUUUUUUUUUUUUUUUUGUGGACUGGAAUUAUUUCAUUGACUGAAAAAGACUUUUUUUAAAAAAAAAAAAAGAAAACAAAAGAAAACAAAAAAAGACUGGAGGAUGUUUUUUUUUUUUUUUUUUUUUUUUUUUUUUUGAUGUAUUGGAGAUAAAGAACCAAUAAGCUUCAUCAGCUCUACCGCCACCUGCUGACUGCAUGGCUGAAGUUCACCUUUAGCUUGAAGUGGUUACUGCGCUACAAGACCGUCUGUUUGAUCUUUGCUGUUCCAGAUCUUCAGAUGAAGACGGAGGCUCUCCAGCGCUUCGUGCUGCAUCUCCAUCUCCCCUUUAAUUCCUGUCCUCAUCCUUUAAAGAAAGAUCUCAAGGUCAGGAAUUUCAAACAGCACAUGAAAUGAUGACUGCAUGACAGGAACUAAAAGCCCAGAAAGAAGCGGAGGGCUGCAGCUUCAUUGCACCGUAUUCGGACUACUUGGAGGAAACCGUUUCCUUGCUAAGAGGAGGGAGUGAACUGUGAAUGCUGGAACAGCGAACUAUGAGAUCUCGAACCUGCACAGAAUAGUUCUGCUCAAGUGCAGCCAGGGUUAAACACCGCACACACAUAAUACACCUGCAUACACACACAUAUCCAAAAAAUUAAUUGUUGAUCACACAGACACACACUGACAUGGCUUCAGUUCCACUACACUUCAUCUCUGGCUGCCAUGUAUAUAAUGUAUAUAACCCUAACCCCUUUUCCUUUCUCUGCUGGGUUUCAGGUUUGUUUGAUUUAUUUUUUUUCUUUUUCUUUUCUUCUCUUUUAUGACAUGCCUUAACAGUUCGAUUUUGCCUAUUAAGGUUCACUUAAGAUGUGUAAAACAAAAAAAAAGUGUUAACAGUCAGCGAGACUAGCUCUGUGACAAUAGCGUGUGAUUUUAUUUAGGAAACCCUGAAACAUUAUGAACCUGCAAAAUGAUUUAGAUAUCAUUACAAAUGAUGCCCAAAUAGAUGAGACAACCUAUAACAUUUUCGAUAUUACAGCCAAAACUGUUUCCAGGUCAGAAUUAUGUCAAAUGUUUCUAUAAAUAGACAUGACUGUGCAGACGUACUUUUACUAACACAUGCUUGAGUGUCAGUUGCAGCUGUUACUUGAGUUGAAGAUCAGAAAGGAUGCGAUUUAUUUGUGGAGGUGAUGCAUGUCACUAUCUGAGUAUGGUAUUGCCCUUUUUAAGAUGAUUAAUUUUGUAAUGUUGCAGGUCAGAUUCAACUAGAGAUGCCUGAUGUCUUUACUGGUAUGCAAAAAUCCGUUUUAAAAUGUUGAUGAUGAUAAAAUACAUGUUUCUUCUAUUUAUUGAUUCAGUGUGUGAAGCAACAAUACUGUAUUGACUGUCACAGAGCUGUGUGUUCAUGUUAAAGCGAUCAGCUGAAAAACAGCGGCAUUGGCCGAUUCGAAAUCGUAAGAUGUUAUACUAGUCAUCCUUGCUAUCACACAUUCGAGGUGGAUGUCUUUUGAAAUUUCCAGAGAUACAACAAUUCAAAGAAAGGUCAUAAGAAACCAUUUUGACAAUGUUUGAAUAUUCAUUAUGUACAUAGUUUUUGGGGUUUCUGGUUUGUUUGAAGAAAAACAAUAAAUACUUCAGAAUGAA